Molecule: messenger RNA, 1445 nt
Organism: Rhizopus microsporus ATCC 52813
Lineage: Eukaryota; Fungi; Mucoromycota; Mucoromycetes; Mucorales; Rhizopodaceae
Exons: 10
Coding region: 54-1181 (375 amino acids)
Source: RefSeq, a predicted model, not a curated record
CUUUCUUUCUUUCUUUCUCUUUUAUAUAUUUUGUGGUGUAUUAUUGAACUAUUAUGAGUGACGCUCAGUCUGUGUACAGCGAUAUUGAAAAUAGCGAAAAAAAUACAUUGUUGACCGAAAUAAAGGAAAACGAGAAACAGCUGACAAGAACACUUCGCGAGCAACUUGAACAGGUUCGUAAAGAUAAGGCAGCACUUGAAGCAGAUUUGCAUACACGCACAAAAGCCUAUGAAUCCAAGCUUCAGAGCAUAGAAAGUUCUGAUCAGCUAGAAGAGUUAUUGAGAAUACAGGAUUUGGAUGAAUUAAAAUCUAAAGUAAAGGAAUUACAUUCAAGAUGCUUAGAGCAAGAAGCUCGUAUCAAGAAAUUGGAGUUUGAGUUGGAAAUGGAAAAGGGGCAUGUCAAAAUAUUAAAGCAUGAUAAUAAGGCAUUAAAACAAAUGGCAGUUGAAAUGAAUGCAGUGGCAGAACAAGAAGAAGAGUUUAUUUCGAAUAAACUAUUAAAGCGUAUAAGUGGACUUAAGAAGGAAAAAAGUGAAUUGCUUUUACAAGUCGAACAAGAAGAAGAAUACAUGACAAACAUGCUUCAAAAAAAGUUAAAUCAACUUCAGCGUGAAAAGAUCGAUAUGGAGAACUCUUUGGAACAAGAACAAGAAUAUAUUGUUAAUAAGCUACAGAAGCAGUUGGAUUCAUUAAGAGCUCAACAGGCAGCUUCCCACUUGCAUGAGAGUAGCGCCUCUUCUAGUAUUAUAUCACCUAUCCUUACAAAGAAGCCUUCCAAGGAAACGGUUGAUAUGCAAUCCAAUACAGCAGAGAUGUUGCUAUCUGAAAUAGCUAUCCUGAAGAAUAAGACAACCGAAAUGGAAAAAGAAUUUCUUAUAAAAUUACAACAAUGUAAUAAGUAUAAGAGUGAAUUAGUUCACCUUCGUAAACAAACAGGUUUACCAACAGAUGAUAUCCCAUUAGAUGAAGGAAUUCCUGCUGUGUUCAGAACUGUACCUCCUUCUCCUGGAAGAGGCGGUAUUAUCCGUCGAUCGACUUCUAGUUCAUCCCAAAAGUCAUUAGCUUCUGAUAAGAACAGUAUACCUCCUUUGCAACUUGACACAAGUGAACCUGCAUCCAGAUCAAGAUCCAAUAGUCAAAAGAUCAAAGAGUACUUGACUACUUCACCACAACAGCAAUAAUACAAGCUUGCUCUCUGGGCUAUGCUUUUAUAAAUAAAGUUGUAUUUCCCUUAUAUAAAAACUUGAUCUAAAUAAGAAGUUCGACGUCAGAUGUGUUACAUUGCUCUCUGAAAAAGUUGGCCAAAGAUUUGUACGACUCUACUUUCCAGAAAGACUGUAUUUCCUUAUUCUUUAUAUAUAAAAUAUCAAGGCCACAAGAGGUAUGUGGUAUUUUUAUUAUAUCGUUUUUACCCUGGCCAGUUCAAGUUGUGAGGCAGUAUCUAA